Messenger RNA from Australozyma saopauloensis, 2007 nucleotides. RefSeq lists its product as uncharacterized. The record is from RefSeq and is a predicted model, not a curated record. NCBI's taxonomy places the organism in Eukaryota, Fungi, Ascomycota, Pichiomycetes, Serinales, Metschnikowiaceae. The transcript has a single exon. The coding region runs from base 1 to 2007 and encodes 668 amino acids.
AUGCCGCCUAAUGCAGUCUCAAGUUUGCAAUCGUCUUGUUUAAUUUGCCAAAAGGUUGAGACAUGCAAACAUCAAGACUUGAUAUGCGAAACAUGUAUCCAUAAUGAUAUCGAAUUAGUCAGAAACUCCGUCAUCGAAAACGAGAAUAUCACUUUGGAACUACGACAAGAAAUCAAUCUCAUUUUUGACAGCUGCGAUAAUAAAUUAGAGCAUGGACUACAAAGAGAAACGGACCCUAAAGUCACGCACACUCAAUUGCAAACCAGCGAAGAGGCUGUGAAGAGUCUAUCUCUUCAGCUCCGAAGACUUGACACCCAGAACGUGAAAACAAAACUCCAGGCCAUUGACCGUUCUCAGAAGCUACUACAAGAGAAGAUUGCCACAGCUGAAUCUAAACUAAGUGAGCUCAGAGGUGAAAUUGCUCGCAGAGAGCAAUGUUUCCAAAGAAAGAAAGUGCAAUUGAACAACGAUUUCGAAGCAGAGUCGUCCCGAAAACAUCUCGAAGACACCAGACUACGAGUUGAGAGUUCUCAACAGAUCACACGGCACGCUACGUCGCUACAGAGGCAACAUUACACUACUAUGCGUUCGUUGAUAUUCGAUAACUAUUCUCCUACAAAAAGCCUUGGUUUGCGAGGCGCACAGAAGUCAUCGAUUUUGUUGUUCGGCCAGCCAGUCAUCAAAUUCUCGUCCUUUCUCAACUACAAUAACAAAGUUGACGCAGUGAAUAACUUUCUUGAAAAUUUGAUCCGAACUCAAAUCCUAUUUAAAGACCUUUUAUCACUUGACGAGCCAGGGACUUUACCUUUCCUACCUUAUCUUCAGACGUUACUACCUGAUGAGAAAUUCUAUCGCUCAGUGCAAGAUAAGAUUUCCGCAAUAACCAAUGAAAGUCACGAACCAGAUACAAAACCGGACUUAUCGAAUGUGACUGGUGAAAAUCAAAAUGCAAUUUCGAUAGACGGAAGCACGAAUCUUGGCAAAAUUACAAUUCAAAACAAGACAAUCCAGAUCCCGAUUUCAUCUCGAACUGCAAAUCUCAACCGUAGAGCUUCUUUGAAAGAACAAGAUCAACCAGUGGAGACUUCACAGGAUCCUCAUAAAGAUAAAACCCCUGCUUCAGCAGCAACGAGUGUUCAGAACUCUCAGAGAGCUCUUGAUGGCAAAAAAAUUGUAAUUGUUCCACAUAAGAUUUUGACCAGGCCCUUCACCAGACUCAAACCCAAAGACUACCUCAAAUUUGUACUGAUUUUGGUGAAGAUUUUGUUGACAUUCAACUCCAUCUUGUCAGAAAUUUGUGACAGAAUGCCAGUGAAGAAGCUCAAGCAUUCUAACUCUGUUCUCGGCGCUAUCAGUAACCUACGUUCAAAGCCGCGAAUGAGACAUGAAUCAAGUAAAGAGUUUCUGUUUGAUGUAGAAAAAAUUCUACAUCAGUUGGCCAAUCUCGAUGACCACUUCAAGUGUGACGUAAUUGACCAAUCUAUUACACCAUGGAAUACCCCCAAAAAUUUUGCAUCUUCAUCCUUUCCUGACGCAUCUUUAAUCCUGACAAUUACCAAUGAUUCUGUUAUCAACAUGUCCCUUGUGAACAUCAAUAGUUCCCAGGUGCCUGCGCUGGCAAGUCCUUCGAACAUAAAAAGAUUCUACAAUUCUUUGCUACAAAGAGACAGACCGAAAAAGAAUAAUUUAGAAAAAGAUAUGUCGGUUUUAGGUGCUGUAAAUGAGGAUAUAAAUAUUUACGGGAUGAUUAGUGAGACUCAGUCAUCUAAUACAAGCAGUCUGAGCCUUAGAUCAGGCACUGAGACCAAGGAGCCCACUGAAAAGGGAAGGCCAACAGAACAAAAUUUAAAGCACAUUAUGGAGGUUGUGCAUUCGAUGAUUUCUGAGGGGGGAGCUGGUGCGUUUUCUGAGGAGUCUAGGAUUGAGGCUCGCAAGGUAACAACGUCCAUGUUGGAACAGUCCAAGGCCCGGCUUGAUGAAUGGGAUAUGGUCAGCCUCAUGUACUGA